This is a messenger RNA of Mollisia scopiformis, 2601 nucleotides long. RefSeq lists its product as uncharacterized. Lineage: Eukaryota; Fungi; Ascomycota; Leotiomycetes; Helotiales; Mollisiaceae. The annotation marks the transcript as partial. Gene Ontology annotation, biological process: DNA-templated transcription. Gene Ontology annotation, cellular component: nucleus. The record is from RefSeq and is a predicted model, not a curated record. Gene Ontology annotation, molecular function: DNA binding; zinc ion binding. The transcript has 2 exons.
CCCCAAACCGCCACGAUUCCCUCCCCGCACUCUCUCGCUGCGAUUCUUUCGCCCUCUUCUCCACCACCACCACCACCACCUCCUCCUGAAGAUCCAUCCGCCGGUGGUUCGCGCGCCUCGACUCCCAAGCGCACGCACGCAGAAGCUUUCGCGGCCGUCGAACAUCAGCACCAGCAGCAGCAGCAGCCGUAUCUCCACCUUGCCUCACCGACCCAGCAUCGAGCAAGCAUCGUUUCCACCACCGGGGAACCGAGCCCCGAGACGCGGGGGGCGGAUGACGGGAGUGGAGGCGUCAUGAGAGGAGGGCAGGAGGAGAAGAAACCGCAGAAGAUGAUAAUAUUCAGAUCGGCUAAUAACUCUUCAGGUGUCAAUAAUGGCAUUCAUUCCGUCUGCAAAGCUUGCUCCCAGAGCAACAGAGAGUGUACAUACCCGGUUGCAGGAACGACACCAGCACCAAAACGGUCUGAAGCUCCCGUGGGCAUCACAAUCGAAAGCGAUACUGGAGAGAGCAAGAAGCGAAUCAGGAAGAUUGAGGAUACGGGACGGAGAAACAGCCAAAAGCCAGGAGAAGAUGUUCUGGAAUCGCCAAUUCUCACGAAAAAAGUCUGGGACGAGCUGUACGAGAUCUUCAAGUUACACUAUUCUACGGAAAUGCCAUUCCUCCACCCACCGACCUUUAGGAACCGAAUGCGGCAAGCAGCGUUUCCUCGAGACCCAGCAACUACUCCAAGAGAUAUAGAGGAAGGAAGGGUCCUGCUCCUUGGUGUAUUAACCUUAACUGCUCGCUUCCACCCCGGCUUGAUUGCUCAUCACUCACAAAACCAGGAUGACCCUAUUGCUGCUAGUGAAUACUAUGCCACUGCUCUAGCAGCAGCAUUUGGACCAACAAUUCGCAAUAUCUCAAACGCUUCAUUGGAAAACAUUCAAGCAUUGCUAAUGCUUGGUCUUUAUGAAUGGGGCCAAACCAGGGGCAUGAGCUCUUGGCUAUACGUUGGUCUUGCUAUUCGGCUGGCAUUCCCAAUGGGAUUAGCUUUCGAAGAUGAUCCUGACAAGCUUCUGUCACAGGAUUCAAGAAGCAACAGAAGGAUCAUUCGGAAUGAUUCGGCAAUCCCACGUGAAGAUGCAAUUGAGAAGGAAGUUCGAAGGCGUACUCUGUGGAGUUGUUUCAUCAUGGACCGGAUGCUCAGUGCUGGAAAGGAGAGACCAACCAUGAUCAAUGUUGAUAUGUUGCGUGUUCAACUGCCUUGUUCGGACGAUCAAUUCUUAUUCGUCCACAAUGUCAAGACUGGCUUUCUCAACUCAAAAUGGUUGGAUGGUACUGAAGUACAGCAUGAGCUUACAUCUGUCAAUGAUGAUGGAGUCUUGAGCCGCUACAUUCGAUUAGUGGACAUCUUUGGACGACUGUCUGAAUGGAGUUAUGCUGGUGGCCGAAGAACAGAGAAACAUCCUCCCUGGGACCCGUCCACAAAGUUCUUCCAGCUACGAACACAAUUGGACGAAUUUCAUGACGCCUUACCAUCAAGUCUGACCUUUACAGAAGCCAAUCUCUCUGCCCACAUCGAAAAGCGCAACGCAACUACUUACGCUUCUAUGCAUACGCUCUACUCACUCUGCCUCAUCGUGCUUCAUCGAGAAUACAUUCCGUUCAUCCCACUUCGAUGUUCAGCACCUUCUGGGCCUUUGGACUCGCCAACCUUCCCACCAGAAAAAUACGACAUUCCUCCAGGGUUUUGGGAGGAGAGUGCGGAAAAGAUCAUGUUGGCAUCUCGUGAUAUCAUACAGAUUGUGAGGACUUGUCAGGAUAAUAAUGCCCUUCCCGAGUCCCCGCAAAUUGGUUUCGCAGUCUGGCAGGCCGCUUUCGUUUGCUUGUAUGCGGCAUGGUUUCCACAAAUGGACCCGAGCGGCCAUGUCGUCGGUCGUAAUCCAAGUCACCCUCCAGAUAAGAGUGCAGGUUAUCCAGGACUUACGAGGAGGAUUCUGAGCGAGAUGGUACCGAGAUUGAAAAUGGUCAAGGUGUACUUGAAGUCGAUUGGGAAGAUGCACGACUACUUCCAUAAGGUUACCCACGAAUACUACAAUGUAUACAACAAGCGAAACAAGCUCCGAGGUGGUGGAUUGGAGGACUACAAAAGCUAUGAGAAAGAAUUGAAGGAAUUUGGAGAAUUGAAAGAUGCAAGCGAAGUUGCUCUGUCCGAAGGUUCUGACGCCGCUGAUCAAGUUCGUUCUCGAGCAAGCACCAAUGAUAUCCCUGGAAGUAGUAACGGAGAACCAAUGCAAGGCAUCGAAUCGGCGACUCAGAGACCUAACCCUUCAUGGGCCGCAGUCAAUGGCGCUGUGGCACCUGCUGCUGCCAAUGCCUCCAGUCCUUCCGUCGAUGACUCCAAGCCUUACACAACACAAUACCCCUAUGGACCCGGGCCUGGCUACCAUCCAUCACCUAAUCUAUCUUCCAACGCACCCAGCCUCAUAAGUGCCAGCAACGGCGACUCGACCUCCAGUCUCAAUUCUCCCUACGUCAACAACCAAAUGCCAUACUCAGUCACUCAGCCGCAACACGCAGCUGCCUACCCAUCUGUUGCCCAACACACCAUGGGUCCACCU